Hemiscyllium ocellatum (epaulette shark) is the source of this 797-nucleotide messenger RNA. RefSeq names its product trafficking protein particle complex subunit 2L (gene trappc2l). NCBI's taxonomy places the organism in Eukaryota, Metazoa, Chordata, Chondrichthyes, Orectolobiformes, Hemiscylliidae. Gene Ontology annotation, cellular component: TRAPP complex; cytoplasm; nucleus. The coding region runs from base 267 to 686 and encodes 139 amino acids. The transcript is spliced from 5 exons. Gene Ontology annotation, biological process: endoplasmic reticulum to Golgi vesicle-mediated transport. The record is from RefSeq and is a predicted model, not a curated record.
GAGAGAAGGGGCGGGAGCGCGCGUGGUGAUCCGGAAGUUGCCCGGGAGCGGUUUGGGAAUGCGCAAGCAAAACAAGUCGGUGGCGCGCAUCAGCAGUUGUCGCUCACGUCGUCCAUGAGGAGGAUGAUGAUGUUGGGCGCGCUCCCGGCCUCGGUUCCCGCCGCCGCAGCCGUAGCCGCCACGAGAGAGAGUCCAAGCACCAACCGCCACAUCCUGGUGUCUGCAACCCCGUGACCACGUGCCCGCGUCAGCUGACCUGCAGCAAGAUGGCGGUUUGUGUGGCAGUCAUCGCGAAAGAGAAUUAUCCAUUGUACAUUAAAACAGUUCCAACAGAGAAUGAGCUGAAGUUUCAUUACACGGUACACACUUCACUGGAUGUUGUGGAGGAGAAGAUCUCUGCAGUUGGGAAGGCACUCGUGGAUCAGAGGGAGCUAUACUUGGGACUGCUUUACCCCACUGAGGAUUAUAAAGUAUAUGGCUACGUUACCAAUACUAAAGUAAAAUUUGUUAUUGUGGUGGAUUCUUCCAAUAUCGCUUUGAGGGACAAUGAAAUCCGCAGUAUGUUCAGAAAACUGCAUAAUUCCUACACAGAUGUCAUGUGCAAUCCAUUCUAUAACCCUGGAGAUCUGAUUCAAUCCAAGGUCUUUGAUAAUAUGGUUUCGGGUAUGAUGGUUCAAGUCUGCUGAAGCCCGGAUGCGAAGUUCCUGCUCGCCUGUGCUGUAUACUGACUUCAUUAUGUUUCCAGAACAGUUUUCGGUGACACAAUAUGGUCCUGAAUAAAAUGGACCAUCACCCAA